GACAAGCCCGUGGGCGAGGGCUCUCCGAAGGCCCCCGACGGCUCCCCCGACGGCUCCGCCGACGGCUCCGCUGAGGAGGGGGAGGAAGAGGUUUCGAGCCUUGGCGAUGCAAUUGUGACGCCGUCGCCGUUGCCUUGGCAGAGUGACGAUGAAGCCGGCCCUCCCGCUGCCUACCAGUCCUCGUCUGACGGUUCGUCUCCCGAGUGG
Messenger RNA from Symbiodinium necroappetens, 207 nucleotides. The record is from the annotation of a GenBank genome assembly. NCBI's taxonomy places the organism in Eukaryota, Dinophyceae, Suessiales, Symbiodiniaceae.